CGCCCGGGCCGCCUCAGCCGCGCCCGCCGGGCCCCCGGCCGCCGCCCCCCGCCCCUCCCGCGGCUCCCCACAACUUUUGAGGCGGGGACUGCGCUCGCAGCCUCACUUCGCCGACUUCCCCGGCCCUACACGGCACCCGCCGCGGCUUCCCUCGCACCCGCACCCGCCCCGCUCCCGCCCCGCGCCCUCCCCGCGCGCCGGGCAUGUGAGCGCGGGCGGACGCCGCCACCAUGGCCUCGCCGCGCGCCUCGCGGUGGCUGCCGCCGCUCCCGCUGCUGCUGCCGCCGCUGUUGCUGCUGCUGCUGCCGCCGGCUGCCCCCGGGACGCGGGGCCAGCCGCCCUCCUCGGCCCGCGGCGCGCCCAGCGGGGCGCCUCUCGCAGGCGCGAGGCUGGCGCGGUCGUCCCAGCCCGGCCCAGAGCACGAGCUGCAGUCGCCGCCACCCACACCGCCCCGGGAGCGCCGCGGGCCCGCGCCCCCCGGCUCCAGCCAGACGGCCCCUGCACCGGACGCCGUUACAGGGCCGGGACCUUGGGGCCCGGUGCCCCCGGGCGGGAGCGCUGCUGCUGUAAGGAACCACUGGCCAGAAAGCAGCACUGAGCCCCAGAUGGAAAAUGUCCCCUUUGGUCAGAAUCAAGUGGACUUCUCCGCAGUGGCCCCCAAAGGCCGUGGGGUGGUUCAGACUGCCGACAAGAGACACGCUCCUUUAGAUGCUGUGGAAAACUUGACUCCUCAAACUGGAACAGCGGGUGCUGGAGAAAGAAACAACUCCGUGAGAGCAAAUGUCACCACUUUCCCUGUUGGGUCUGAGAUGGCAACAGCGCUGACUUCCCAGAGCAGCACUAUAGCUUUGGGAAGGCUUCUCCUGCCGUCCAGCAGUACAGGGUCAGAGAGAAGUGCCCCUUCUCACACAGAAAGCAGGACAUCCUGGGGCUCCCAGACCAGGGGGAUGGGGUUCCCCAAAGAAGUGACUGUGCAUACCCAAGUGGCCACUUCAGUUUUGAGCCAGUCCUCUCUUCCUGCUUUGGAGACGGGAGAAGAGACCACAUUCUCCAGGAAGAGAAAUUCCUCAGAACCGGAGCUGUCUGGGCUGCAUUUCUCCAGGACAUCGUCUUACUCUUCUCCCUCAAACCAUUCUGCAACAUCUGGAAUCGUGGAGGGGCCGAGCAGCCCCACUGCCCUCCGGAGCGCCUUCGUCAGUCAGACAGGGAGGGUCCACGCUGCCACCACAGUCCCCAGUGAUGACCCCAGGGUGACCCAGUCUUCACCUGUCAGCCUGGGGCCCCUAAACAAAACGGAGAGUUUCCCUGAGAACGCUGAGGUGACCACAACGUCAGCAUCAGUCCAUUCUUCACCGUCUGAUGCAGAGUUGAGAAGAAACACUGGGGCAAUGAGGAGUCCAGGGCGUGGGGAGUUCACUAAGCCGUCCACAGAAGAUGCAUUUGGCCUUUCAUCUUCCGAGGGCUCGAUAGGGUUUUGGCAAAAUGAUUCCCCAAGCUCGGGAGGACACCAGUGGGCCAGCAGCCCUCAUAUGGAAAAUGGAAGCCCCCUGUAUCAGAUGGAACCUCUGUCAGUCCCGCUGGGCAAAGCUGGAGGGAGCACUGCACGCUGGGUGUCGACCCACAGCGAGACAUCUGCAGAGGUGACAGCAAGCUCUGCUUCCUAUGCCGAAGUCGUGAAUGCUUCAGUUUUGACCCAGUUCUCAGCCUCUGCCCCACAGUCUGGAGGGAGUGACACAGCACGGGCUGAGAAGAGUUACUCUGAGCCGGCCACCGAGGCUUUGUCCUCGUCCUCCUCAGAAAGCCUGGAGUCCUCGGCACCACGCGGGGAACGCUCGACCACUGAAGACGGGCCUGAGCUGGAAGUCACUGCCGACGCGGACGCGCAGGGACGGCGGGCGGGGACGUCGGGGACGUCCGGGGCCGGGGCCCGCAGCCCGCACACUUCAGCCACGUUCACGGGCAGCGGAGAGCGCACGCUGCGGUCUCUCGCCAACGCAAGCGUGACCUCCCGGGAGGCGGCGCCCGAAGACAGAGGUGGAGGAACAGACAGCGCCCCUCCGCACGGGAAGGGGACUGCGGCUCAUGCCGCUCCCAGAGGUGUCACUGGAAUUAGCUUGGAACAAGUGAGUGGCACCAACAUUGAACAGAAGGCUUCCAGCGACCACACAGACCACACCUACGUCUCCUCUACUUUCACCAGAGGAGAACGGGCAUUACUGUCCAUCACAGACAGCAGUUCAUCCUUAGAGACAGGGGAGAGUUCAACCUCUUCUAUUAAGAUCUCAGACUCCUCACAUUCAGACUAUCCUUCCUCUUCUCAGGUUCAGACGGGAAGAAGUAAUGUCUCAUUCUAUGGAGGGGAAUAUGCUCAGCCUUCCACUGAGUCGCUGGGUCUGCAUACAGCCAAGCUUCCAUCCUCCACACCCACCAUUAACAUGCCAAAAACCUUGGUGCUUGUGGGCACACGUGCUGGAUCAGUUGAUGACUCUUCUUCGUCAGGUUCCCCUUUGCCCCUGCCCUCAGUGUCCCAGUCUCACCAGUCUUCCUCCUCAACCCUGUCAUCCACCAGGGCCUUCGCUCAUCCCCCUGAGUCCACUUCUGAUGCGCCCAUACCUUUUUCUUCCUCACCACCACCUUUACCGAUAUCCCUGACAGAGUCCACCCCUGCCUCACCGCCCGUGUCCCAGACAACCCUACUGCCUUCAUCUCCUACACUGGCCCAGCCCAGGGCAAGAGACACGCCUGUGGCUGCAGUUCGGAUGUCGACAAUGGCAUCAUCUGUGGAAAUGCUCUCCAGUAGUCAAACAGCAGAUCCUAUGCACCAGAGCAGCCCAUACCACAAGAAAACGUUUACAGAAUCAAAGCCACCAAGCCUACAGCCUCUGCCCACGGAGGCCAUGGAAACUGAAAGAGUGAGCUCUGCUUCAGGGAUUCCUUCGCCCCCCACCUUAACAGAGUCCUCUACUGAGCAGAUCCUUCCAGCCACGAGCACCAGCUUAGCCCAAACAGCUCCAGCUCUGACAGCUACCACUCACAGGACCUUUCACCCCCCCGUGCCCACGCCCAGCCCCUUGUUGAGCACAGCAACUCCGACGGCUGGCCCCACAGCAGUACAGACUGUGGCCAGAAAAGAGUUCUUGCCAACCAGUCCUGAAAUUGUAGCGCCACGAAUCUCAACGCAAGUUGCCGUCAUCACAAGAAGGGACCAAGUGCACAUAGAUGAUACUACCCGAUCGAGCUCCCUGACCAGUGUACCCACAUCAGCUAAAGAACCGACAACGGUGCCUGGCAUUUCACAAGAGUACAGCCCAGCUUCACAUUUCCUCAGAACACCUCCUUCUCCCCAAAGCACGGGCGUGUCUCCAGCUGAAGUGCUGACCCUCAGAUCUACCACUCUCCAUGCUGAGAGCAGCACACAGUCCUCAACGGCCUCAGUGAGCGGCUGUGCCCCUAACCCUUGUCUUCACGAUGGGAAGUGCUUUGUGGACACCCCCAGCCGUGGGCAUCGCUGCGUGUGCUCACCUUCCUGGCAAGGGGACGACUGCAGUGUGGAUGUGGACGAGUGCCUCUCGAACCCCUGCCCACCCCUGGCCACGUGCAACAACACUCAGGGGUCCUUCACCUGCAGAUGCCCAGUUGGGUACCAGCUGGAAAAAGGAAUAUGCAAUUUGGUUAGAACCUUCGUGACAGAGUUUAAAUUAAAGAAAAUGUUUCCUAACAUCACCAUGGAAAAGCAUUCGGAUCUACGUGAAGUUGAAAAUGAGAUCACCCAAACAUUAAAUAUGUGUUUUUCCACAUUACCUGGUUAUACCCGAUCCACCGCUCACGCUUCUAGGGAGUCCAGCACUGUGGUCAUGUCGCUGCAAACCACCUUUUCCCUGGCCUCCAAUGUGACUCUGUUCGACCUGGCUGACGGGAUGCAGAAAUGUGUCAACUCCUGCAGGUCCUCUGCUGAGGUCUGCCAGCUCUUGGGAUCUCAGAGGCGGGUCUUUAGAGCGGGCAGCUUGUGUAAGCGGAAGACUCCGGAAUGUGACAAAGAGACCUCCAUCUGCACUGACCUGGACGGCGUGGCGCUGUGUCAGUGCAAGUCGGGCUACUUCCAGUUCAACAAGAUGGACCACUCCUGCCGAGCAUGUGAAGAUGGAUAUAGGCUUGAAAAUGAAACCUGUAUGAGUUGCCCAUUUGGCCUUGGUGGACUCAACUGUGGAAACCCCUAUCAGCUUAUCACUGUGGUGAUUGCGGCAGCAGGAGGUGGGCUUCUGCUCAUUCUAGGCGUGGCGCUGAUUGUCACCUGUUGCCGAAAGAAUAAAAAUGACAUAAGCAAACUCAUCUUCAAAAGUGGAGAUUUCCAAAUGUCCCCAUAUGCUGAGUACCCCAAGAACCCUCGCUCACAAGAAUGGGGCAGAGAAGCUAUUGAAAUGCAUGAGAACGGAAGUACCAAAAACCUCCUCCAGAUGACGGAUGUGUAUUACUCGCCCACAAAUGUAAGGAAUCCUGAACUUGAGCGAAACGGACUCUACCCGGCCUACACUGGAUUGCCGGGGUCACGGCAUUCUUGCAUUUUCCCAGGACAGUAUAACCCAUCUUUCAUCAGUGAUGAGAGCAGGAGAAGAGACUACUUCUAAGUGAGAAGAGAGAGGAGCCCGUCACACUGAGCAAGGGGCCUGAGACCAACCGCUGCCGCUCGGAGGACUGCCCCAGGGGAGCCCUGCCUGCCGGCUGCUCCCCGGACUUGUGCGGCCACACUGGAGUGGCAGGCAGAGAUUGGGACAGGUGUGGGGGCCUGGCCAAAGCAGAAGGGGACAGAUGGAACCUGUGGACGCGACGCUACAGGCCGUUCAUUUGUUGUUACUGUGAAUGUGAACAUGGGCCAGUACCAGGAGCAUCUCUCUGAGCGACUGCAGCUUGGCUGCUGGCUCCAGGGAUGAUGUCAGCUCGAGCAGACAGAGCACCAGGCACCACUGUGAGGACCCGGUUUGGCCUUAGUUUGCACUUUAGUAAACUGGGUAGAGAGGCCUCUUUUUGGAUUUUUUUCAAGACUAUUCCAGAAAGAAGGCCUCUUUUCCCCAGACACUUCCAUAGGCCUCCAUUUGGUGAUUAAUUUACAGCAAAAUGCCGGCUCUUUAGUUGUUUUUCUGCCCACUACCUGUGUGCUAAAGAACUGAUGGUGGUGAUGCACACACCACCUCGGUUUGGUGAUGCUGUAGGUUACUGCACAGUAGUUUAACAUGUUGUGAGGCCUGCUUGUGCUCAUUUCCGAGCCGACCCCUAGAAGGAGAAAUUGAAACUUGUGAGACACAGCACACAAAUCCAGUUUGUUUUUCAGUCAAGGUGACAGUUGAUUUAAGAUUAUUUUUCCCUUUGCAUUUAAAUCUCACUUUUUUCAAAUAAGUCUGGAUCAGGGCAAAAUGACUUGCAUUUGGUUUUAGUUCGAGGCAUCCAGCUGCCCUGCAAUGAGACCCACCCAGCAAGCAGCACUGGGAGGCCACUAGGGCUGAGCGAAGGCCCUGGGGGAACAGUUUGAGGUGCAGGUGGUGGGGCGCUUCUCAUCCCUGCAGGUGGAGCGUGGUGCCUGGGGCUCCACCUCAUCUCUGAGGCUGAGACUGCUGCCUAGGGAGUGGAAAUGGAAAGCUGAGGGCAGCUUGUGUCUGCACUGGUAUCCACCACUACGGGAAAGCAGCUUCUGUCGGCCCUACAGCUGAGUGUGGUUAGAGGAAUGAGCUGAGUAGGCAAGUUCCAUUUCCUGGAACACCCGUGCUUUGGGAAGCCUCGGAGAUUCCUGGGGAAGAAUAGGGAGCUGGGAUGGAGCCAUAGGUAAGUCUGCUUACCUCUGAGGACCACACCUUUGAUCUCGUUCGCAAAUGCAGUAUAAACUCUCCACCAACUGCUCAAAGCUAUUUAUUCACUGAAGAAGUAAUUUAUUUUUGUUCAUCUAGUAAUUUGUACCUCUUUAUACUACUAUAUAUUUUUCUCCAGAAACAUGGUUCUAACUCAAGUCAGCACUGGAGACUAAAGACUUGUGGACAGGCAGGGAGUGAGAGUUUGCCUUCAGGAGGGAAUUCCGAGUUUCUGGUGCCUGUGCCCUGGGUCCUGCGAGGGGCCGUGUCCGGUGCUCGGUGUCUUUAACUGCCCCUGUGGAACUGUGAUUAUUCUCGCCGUCUGCUUUCGAAAUACCCUGGUUUUGAGUGCAGUGGAGAGAACACAGGUGAAUGAACUGUUCCCACCCCGGAGCUUGGAGCCCAGCAGAACCCAUAUUUUGGGAAAUGGGGUAGACUUUGGGGACAACUUUGUCCUGGGCAUGGCUGUUUCUUCAAGGUUCUCUAACCUCUUCAGAAUGUAUGUAACCCUUAUCCUAACAGUUUUAAGUGCAAACUCCUGUGUCCUGUGGGCUCCACAAGUCAUCCCCCUGCUGCAGCAGGAAUUCGAGUCAGGUGUGAGGCCUGUUAGAAGUUAAUUUGUGCUCAGCUCAUGAGAUAGACACAAAGAGAAUUCUGUUUUUGUCAGCAGAUGCCAACUUAAAGUUUCAGAGCAUCACCUUUUCGAAAUCUUGGGCCUUGCAUCUCUGUGGAACCAAACAGCCCUGGUGCCUCAUGGCCUCACAUGGAACUGGAGAGCUCUGAGCUCCUGCACUCAGCUCACCUGAGCCAACGGACUGGAGGUGGCCUAGCUUCCUGGCUCUUGAUCAGAUCCUCGCUCAUUCCCAGGACCCAGAUUCCCUGUGCAGGGCUAUGCUCAGGCUUAUGUGUGUCUGCCACCUUUAGCUCACACCACAGCUGACAAAUCAUCUCUCUGGGCCGGAAACCAUAAGCUCCACAAAAUGAAGUGUUCUGUCCCAAAGGCAUUCUUGAGAAGAAUCCCAGAGUCCAGAAAAGAAUUCCCUAUGUGUUCCGAAAUACUUUCCUAUGAAUGGGUUUUGUGCAUAUGAAGUGGUUUAAGAAUGUUGUUUUACUUUUACUGUGAAAAAAGCAAGCACCCUGCAAGACUGAGUUCACAUAAAAUCUGCACUUUCUAGGAGGCAUGCAGGGGAUGGGAAAGUGCAUCUCCAGAGCGUGAGGGUGCAAGGAGGCAUGGAAACCGCUUGACUGUCGUACAGUGCCAACUGCCCACCCACCCUGAGUGAGGAAGGGAGAGCCUGGCUUCAUUCCUGCUUGGGGUUAGUCCCUCCAGAAGGGUGCUGUCUGCCAAGGGGAAACCCCUGGUAGGGCAGCAGCAGCCUCUGGACCGAAGGGACAGGACUGGACGCACCCCUGGCAAACAGAAGCUCUCAGCUCCGGCACACGAGUUCAGUGUCAGCCUCUGCACCCGGAAUGCAUGCGCACAGAAAUGCCACGGUCCUGUGACUUGGGGCGGGGUGGGGUGGGGUGCAGCUGGGGGAAGGUGGGAGGAAGGGAAAAGUGACACUUAACUGCCCACGAGACCCUUAAACUUCUGUAGGGAAGAAAGGGGCUGGAUAGAAACCACCUGUCCUGUGGCUCAUCUGAGCAAGGUGGCUCUCUCAGAGCAAGGCACUGCUCACCUGCUGGCCUCCUAGCAUCUGUGGUCUUCCUUAAGCUCUUAAACAAAAGAUCUUAUUUCUUGUGUCUUUUCCUUGUUGCCCGAUGAGCCCCCCAGGGCUCUAGAGACAAAAUAGGAAAUCUGAAUAAUCACAUAGCAUCUCAGGUGUUCCCACCCUGGCCAGUCUCUGUGCCAGGUACUUGGCCCCCAUGAGGUGGGCACGAGGGUGCCCAUUUCUCGGACAUGGGAAACCACAGAGAGCAUGAUUGCCUCGGAGAGCCAGGAUUUGAACUCUUGCCUGGCCUGCUCUCCUCACGACACCCUCCUGCCUCACCAUCCCUGUAGUUCAAAUGUCAAAGGGCACAAGAGAGUGGGUUCUAAGUAUUUUUUUUUAAAGAACCAAAUGUCAUUAAGCAAUAACUAAACUAAUGAUAUGAAGUACAAAAAAAAGUUGAAUCCCCUUGUGAAAAAGCUUUUUCAGGUUUAUUAUUACACCUAUGUCUUGUGGUCAUCAUCAGGAAAAGAGCAGCUGGCUUGUGCUUAGCAAGAAGCACGUUGGUAGGUGGCUUUGGGUGCAGGAGUGGAGGGACGACCCGGGUUUGACGGGCACAGCCGGACUUGGACGUCCACUUGGGGUGAGGACUGGUUUGCCUUGUUCCCAUGGCAAGGCCAUGGCACGACUCCCACGUAUUGGAAGCAUAUUUUUGUGAAUAUUGUCAGAGUUGGGAACAUACUCAUUUGAAGGUCUUAAGUGCUGACAAAUCCUCCUCUGACAAAAGUUUAUUUUCAGAAGUAGCUGUCAUUUAGAGCCCACGUUGCCGAGUGGAUAGUGUAAUCAAGAUGGCUGAUAGCAUUAUGGUCAAAAACUGAGAUGUGAUGAUUAAGUUCUUGAAGAGGGAACUGUUAAAGUUGCCCAAAAGGGAGGGCAGUAUCUUUUCAAUACAAGGCUAGAUGGCUGCCCAAAAAAAUGUUUUUGAAGGACGUCAUUUAUUCUUAUGUGAAAGCUCCCAGAGGAGACACAGUCGGGUCUUGCAUGCGGCUUUUUGGGGGCCUCCCUUAAGCCGUCUCACCCACGGGUGCAGUGCCGGGUGCCCCUGAGCUCUGUGGACCUGGCUGGGAGAAGCUGGAGUUGGAUAGUCCAGUUGCUCCUGGCUUAGUUGAGCCUAACGUGCCCCAAACCUGGUUUGACCCAUGGUUCUAAGAUACACUGAUUUCAAAACUAAAGCAAUUCUUUGGAGAGAGGAAGAAUUUCAAUAUUUUGCAUCUUAUUUAAAAGUACCCUUAAUAUCAGGGAUAUUUUUCUAUGUAAAAACUAGUGGGGAUUAGAAGGGAUAUUUUAUUUCAUUCUGGGGUUCUUGUGUAUGUUUUGAAAAAAGGUGUGUGGUUUUGCAGAGUUGGUUUUUGAUUACGAUGUGUGUUGUUCUACUUGUUCUUUUCUCCAAUUCCCAGAGAAGGAAACUGGUUAAAAUACUAGGAACAUUAAAAGUAUUAAAUGUCAGUUAAUUUGUUGUACUAAAAUAUCUUUGCAGUAGUGUUAUAAUCUACCCCAGCUGGUGUAAACUGCUCACAGAAAAGCCUGUGAAGCCAAAGGUUCAGGCCUGAAAAAAGGUAGAUCUUAGACUGGCUGUAUCUACUGGGCAUUAGAUUCUGGUUUUUGAAGAGGACACUUUAGCUUCUGGUUUUAUUUUAUUUUAUUUUUGGACACAUCUAAUGCACUUCAGUUACAGAAUUACUGGGUAGGGAGGAUGGGACCACACGGAGAUGGAAUGGAACCAGUCUACCUGGGAAACUAACCUGACCCACUUACCUUUCUGCAUUACCUUGGUCUGUUUCUUUAAAAAAAGAGGAGGAUUGUCUUUCAUCGUGGGUUAUUGUGACUUUUCUUAAUGUUCGUGUUGCUGGAUUUAUGGUUAAAUGAAACAUGUAGUUGGAAUAUGAAAUUUUUGAGUUUCCACGUCCUAGAUUUCUCUUUGCAAACCUUUAUACCUUAGCCCCUGGUUGAUGGCGUUAAAUCCAGUAUGAGAAUGUUAUUUAAAGUUGUAUUAUAAUUGCAACCUCCACUAAGUAUUCAGUACUGUAGCAGCAAAGUAUUAUUUGUAAGAAUAUGGUUAUUUUUAUACCCACUAUAAGUCUGGCGUUCUAGUCAGUAAAAUGAUGCAAUAAAACAAAUAUCAUUUUCA
Messenger RNA from Phyllostomus discolor (pale spear-nosed bat), 9674 nucleotides. RefSeq names its product heart development protein with EGF like domains 1 (gene HEG1). The transcript has 18 exons. Gene Ontology annotation, biological process: heart development. The record is from RefSeq and is a predicted model, not a curated record. NCBI's taxonomy places the organism in Eukaryota, Metazoa, Chordata, Mammalia, Chiroptera, Phyllostomidae. The coding region runs from base 231 to 4625 and encodes 1464 amino acids. Gene Ontology annotation, molecular function: calcium ion binding.